Molecule: messenger RNA, 894 nt
Organism: Colletotrichum fioriniae
Lineage: Eukaryota; Fungi; Ascomycota; Sordariomycetes; Glomerellales; Glomerellaceae
Source: RefSeq, a predicted model, not a curated record
AUGGUCGUCGGAUUACUCUGCGAGGAUGAGGACCAUGUCAUCGUCGAAGAGUUCACGUACCCUUCUGCUCAGGCUCUCUGGAUUCCAAUGGGCAUCAAAGCUGUUCCAGUUGCUGCUGAUGCGGCUGGAAUCAUGGCGGAAAAUCUCAGACACCUUUUGUCGAGUUGGGAAACAUCCUUCACGCCCAAGCCCAUCCCAGAAUUCCUUAACACCCUCGUGCCCACUUUCCUAUCCAUGGACACACAAGGCAGAGUCAUUCGUCUCGACUCCUUCUCGAAGACCCUGUUCCCCGGCCUGCGUUUGGGAUACUUCGUCGCCAACCCAGUCUUCACCGAACGUCUCCUCCGCGCAACGGAAGUUGAGACACAAGACCCCGCUGGUCUCAGUCAAGCAUUCGCCCUUGGUCUCCUUCAAGAAUGGGGUAUCGACGGCUACCUCACGUGGCUUCAAAACCUACAAUUUCAGUACCGUACCAGGCGAGACUGGCUUCUGGACGCAUUUGAUGCCCACUUUGACCUUUUGCCAGCAGAGAAGUCGCCUAUGCCUGAAGCGCAGGGCCUUGUAGUGUGCGUCAAGAGUUCCCAUGGCGACAAGAUAAAGCCUGUGUUUAGCUUCGUUGAUCCCGGAGCUGGCAUGUUUGUGUGGUGCAAAUUCUACUUUGAAGGGGUCCACCGCUUCAUGGAGAUUGAAGGAGCUGGAAAAAGCAAUGACCCAGAGCAGGACUUUGCCAAUGAGCUGUGGCAGGCGUGGGCGACGGAACUUGUGCUUCUUACUCCGGGAUCGUAUUAUCAUGCCUGGCAGGGGCCUGACAAGAUGACCACUGCCGCCCGAGGUGCUGAUCCCCGCACGGCGCAUUUCAGGUUCUCGUUUGCGACGCCGACGGACUUGCAAUAA